AUGUUCCCACCGAAGCCGAGCCGUACGACUGAGUUGAGUUUAGUUAAGUUUGAGCCAAAUAGUAAAAUUAGAGUCAAGUUGCUAGAAGAGCCGAACCGUACGACUGAGUUGAGUUUAGUUAAGUUUGAAAUUCUUACUGGAUAUGCUUUAAUAGAUGGAUGGGAUAGCGUUGUGCAAAGACAGAAUUUCAAGUUCGGUGCUGCUGAUGGCCCUGAUAGUGCUGAUCUAUGGUGCUUCAUAGCUCAGGGAUUUAUUUGGUUUGCUAUUCAUCGUUAA
Molecule: messenger RNA, 276 nt
Organism: Prunus armeniaca (apricot)
Lineage: Eukaryota; Viridiplantae; Streptophyta; Magnoliopsida; Rosales; Rosaceae
Source: the annotation of a GenBank genome assembly